Molecule: messenger RNA, 4094 nt
Organism: Cylicocyclus nassatus
Lineage: Eukaryota; Metazoa; Nematoda; Chromadorea; Rhabditida; Strongylidae
Source: the annotation of a GenBank genome assembly
AUGGCAUGUGUCGCUUAUGGCAUGGAACAAUCAGUAUGUGACGGGAAGAAGGGAGGACUACAAAGACGACCCCGCCACAUCUUGGUCCCGAGAAAUCGCGUAAAAAUUAGGGCCAGAGUGAUUACGAGCAACCGCGAUUAUCCGAUCGAUGCGAAGGCGAGGGUGGCGGCGGAGAGACCGCGCACUACGAAGAGGGCGCAGAGCACGGCGGGCAGGGACGCAGAGGUGAAGUGUCGAACGGGGGCGCAAGUUUCGAGAGGUGCGCGAUCAUCCAGGCCCCUCCCGGCUGUUUCCCCGCUACGUAAUCGUGCACCACUCGUGCACAGCAUGGUUGUACGUGACGACGACGACUUGGAGCUCGAAGAAGCAACGAAUCAUGCCAGUAUUCUCCAGAACAAACAGCUGAUCACCAACAAUGUCAUCAAUAAACGAAAGGAGCAGUUGAAAAGGUGGGAGAGCAGCGAAAUGAAUGGUGAGCCUGUGCAUCGACGAAAGAAGGCUCGUGUACAAUUUCAGGACAGUGAUAUCUUCCUGAGUGCGUGCAUGUCUGGCGAUGAGGAAGAAGUGGAAGAAUUGUUAGCAAAGGGUGCUGAUAUCAACACUGCCACUGUUGACGGGCUUACGGCUUUACAUCAGUCUGUUAUCGACAAUAAUGAGGGAUGGACGCCAUUACAUGCAGCUGCUUGUUGUGGAAAUCUUGCCAUAGUUAGGUAUUUAUGUCAGAACGGUGCCCUCCUCAACGUAAUUAACAGCGACAAAGAAUUGGCGCUGGACCUUGCCGAUGACGAAUCAUGUAGAGAAUACCUCGAGCACGAUUAUCGGAAGCAAGGAGUCAUUCCCGAGCAAUGCCGAGAUCAGGAGUUUGCCACAAUGAUGAGGGAUGUGCAGCAAUGGAUACGCGAUGGAGAAUAUCGAGAUCAGCCGCAUCCUCGUACAGGAGCCACUGCGUUGCAUGUUGCUGCGGCUAAGGGUUAUACUCAACUCCUGGAGUUACUGAUCAAAGCCGGUGGCAAUAUACUAGCUAGAGAUAAGGAUGGAUGGACGCCUUUGCAUGCCGCAGCCCACUGGGCAGAGAAAGAUUCGUGUAAAAUUCUCCUUGAACAUGGUGCCAGCGUAAAUGAUACCAACUAUGCGGGUCAAAAUGUGUUAGCUGUGGCUGAUAAAGAUGUUGUGGAAUACUUGGAAGACUUGGAACGAUCUGUUGAUAAGCGAAAAUCUCCUCCGGCAGCCCCGGCUGGAAUACUACAAGAAAAGAACAAUAGACUUUCCCAUGAAGACCAUGUUCUGACGACAGAUCGUAAGCACGAAAUACAACGGAAAGAUCAAGUCAGUGAGAACGAAGUGCUACACUCCUCUGUGAAAGUUCGGCGAGUCGGUGACUCGAAGUCACCGUCGCCACCAUCCGAGUCACCAUCGUUGCGUGAGUCCACCGAAAGUGAGCCGCGGUCCCCCAAUGAAGCGGCUGAUGAGAAGCUUUCGUCUGCAGAAAGAAGCGCCAGUGAACCGCCAUCUUUACCGAGAACGACGAGGGAGCUGUCCCCACCUGAACGAUUGCCAUCCUCUGUGCGAUCAACGGUUUCUGCCGACCGUACAUUACCUCCUAUCAAGCCCUUAGAGCUACAACGAUCCUCUAGUCAAACCCCAUCGACGACUGAAUCAUCAAAAACUUCAGAUGGAUCAUCUUCCUCCAUCCACAGUGGAGAUCAGCAUGUGUCCGCUACAGUUCCGAUACCGACUCGACCUCUCCAGCAACCAAAUUCUUGGAUAAAUCGUGGUGUGCAGCUUAUAACGAGAUCCGGUAGUAGUUCUAGUUCCGGAGCUUCAAGGUCAUCGGCAACAGCGUCAUCGGAUUCCCCUUCACCGAUGUCCAUGACGCUGCCAGUGUCUUCCGGAACCAGUGGUGGACAGUAUACAACGACAGCGCCAGUGCUUGCUAAGCCACCUUGUUUGCCCACAACGGUGCAGCGAACCAAACCAACGCCAUCGAAUUUGCCGUGGGCGUCCCUUUCUCGCGUGUACAACAGUACAGUACAAUCUCCCAGCAGCAGCGACCCGCAGUCGCCAUCUGUCGGCACUCCCACCUCACCAUUCGCACAGAGCCGGGUUUCCGCGUUUCGUCCCUUGUCGAGUUCUAGCGAGACCGCCCCGCCGGUGGUAUGCGGUGAACUACCGCGGGGUCUUCAUCCACAUCAACUUAAUCCAAGCAAAAUGAGACCAUGGCAGUCAAGUGCAGUCACAGAGAGCGAGGCAGAAAGGCGAAACACUGCCAGGAUACAACGACAACAUCGACGAUCAACUCAGGGAGUCACCAAGGAGCAUCUGGAGGAGGCUAGCCGUAUAGCGAUGGCUGAAGCUGCUCGACGACGAGGAUCGGCGGUUUCGCAGAGUGCUACCUCAAAUACCUCGGCCGUCCCCAACACUCGAGAGCCGGUACUAGCUAGGUUAGCAUCAGAGGAGCGUGAUUCCACGUCGAUAUGUUCGGAUCGAAGCUCCGGUAGUACCGACAGGAGCUCUACGGAAAGCUCUACCACGAAUCGACUAGGAAGCAAAGAUUCUACCGAGAUGGACCGUAGCAACGAUCGAGCAGCAACCACAGCGUCGGCAGCUGCUACUACCCUAUCGCUAUCGACAGCUACAACAGCAAAUCCUCCCGUAGUUGGUAUUCGAAGGAAAAGUCAGGGUUUAUCCGUAUCACGAUCAAAUCGUCGUGGCACCGGUCCAGUACUAGCUGAGGAUAUCCAAGCCGCUGUUUCCGCACGACAACCAGCUGAAACGGGUGGAAGUGCGACGACCGCUCGCACACCUUCUACGGACUCCACAGUCCCGGCAACCACAACCGUUCGCCCGACCGUCAGCGUUAGCUCAUUCACGCGACCACUCAUCUCCAGUACUAGUGUUCGUUCCGAUGUUGCACGUGGCGUGGAAACGACUACCAGUCCUAACCCGCCGGGUCACGCUACUACUGCUCCAUCCACCCGUACUACCACAGCAACUGUCACCGUUGGACGGGUCCAGCCACGAUUGCCGGGGCAGACUGUAACGAAUUCGUCUUCAUUUUCAACCCCUACUUAUACCAUUAACGCACGCCCUGCUGAAAUGAACCUCAACUACAAAGCGCUUUACGAGAAAGAGAAAUUGGAAAAUGAACGAUUGAGAAAGGAAUUAGAGGAAGCGAAACGGUCCCACGAUCAUAAUGGAUCGGUUGCCGCACUGCGCUCAUCCACGUCUCGAUUCCGCAAUGGCUCGCCGGCCGGCGGUCCUGCACCAGUGGUCAAAUCCGCGUCGGGAAACUCUUUGGACGACAACGAUCGACGAACAAUGGAGCGAAAGAUCGCUGAUCUGGAAAUUCAACUCAAGGCUAUGAGUCAGUUGCGAAUGGAGAACCAACGAUUAAAAGAAGAGAAUGGUGCAUUGGUGCGAGUGAUAUCGAAGAUGACAAUCUGAUGAGCGCAGUGCCUUCUCGUUCUCUGCUCAUUAUCAAUUUUUCUGUUCCCUCACUACACAUAAGCUAGGCAUGAUGUUUCCUUUCAAACCUUAUACACACUCACUCUCGAACAUCUUAUCUGCGCGAUCUUCGUUAGCUUAUUUCCCGGCUGCUUGCCGGGAAGUGUAUUGUGCGAUUGUAGCAGAGGCAGUUCUCUAGGAGUGCACUCAUCUCUACCAAUGCUCAUCCGUUUUCUGAUUUUUGAACGUGUACGCUUCACUCAAGAGCUCUCCUUCAUCUCGUUCCUCCCCCACUUUGUAAUCAUUUCAUUUGAAUGUUUAUCCUUUCUAGCACAAAUUCACUAUUUCGCGCCUUAAUUCCCUGCGAUCGACCCCGCUCCCCAGAAUUCAUAUAUAUUCCAAUCAGAUUUAUUUUCUUUAAUCAUUUUAUCAGAUGUAAAUUACAGAUUUUUCUAUCCCCUUUAGAUUAUUUCACGCAACCAGCAGAGUCACUUGGUUUGCAAUAAUUUUUGUUAAUAGCCGGAAUUCGUCAGCAGUGUACAUCGUACAUGAGAUAAAGAUUCGCUGUAUUGAUCGUUGUUGAUUGUUCUAUUUUUAUUGUAUUGCUCUGUCAUGUACUAAGCAGUAAUCUUGUGAUGUAGUAAAUCUAG